Molecule: messenger RNA, 1086 nt
Organism: Leucoraja erinaceus (little skate)
Lineage: Eukaryota; Metazoa; Chordata; Chondrichthyes; Rajiformes; Rajidae
Product: exocyst complex component 6B-like
Exons: 6
Coding region: 1-465 (154 amino acids)
Biological process (GO): intracellular protein transport; exocytosis; Golgi to plasma membrane transport
Cellular component (GO): membrane; exocyst
Source: RefSeq, a predicted model, not a curated record
AUGGAGCCACUCGAGGUUGAGGCUACCCUGAGAGAAAAGGGUGCCCAGGAUACGUUUGAGAGCUACUACAGGAAACAAAGGAAGAAACAGGCUCGCUUAGUCUUCCAGCUCCCUUCGAACAUGCAUGAAACAUUAGACGGCUACAGGAGGUACUUUCAUCAAAUCGUGGGCUUCUUCGUGGUUGAGGACCACAUCCUCCACACCACCCAGGGCCUGGUGAACAGAGUGUACAUCGACCAACUCUGGGAGCUGGCCGUGUCCAAAACCAUGUCAGCACUCCGCACCCAUUCAUCGUACUGCUCGGACCCGAACCUGGUGCUGGAUUUGAAGAACCUCCUCGUUCUCUUUGCAGACACUCUACAGGGUUAUGGCUUCCCCGUCAAUCAGUACUUUGACAUGCUGUUGGAGAUACGUGAUCAGUACGGAGACAUUCUGCUCAAGAAGUGGUCUGGAGUCUUCAGGUAAGAAUCAUUAGAUGUGAUUCAUAAGUUCAUAAGCUUCAGGAGCUGAAUUAUGCCAUUUGUCCCAUCAAGACCCCACACCUGGAGUAUUGUGUGUAGUUUUGGUCCCCUAAUUUGAGGAAGGACAUUCUUGCUAUUGAGGGAGUGCAGCGUAGGUUUACAAGGUUAAUUCCCGGGAUGGCGGGACUGUCAUAUGCUGAGAGAAUGGAGCGGCUGGGCUUGUACAACCUGGAGUUUAGAAGGAUGAGAGGAUCUUAUUGAAACGUAUAAGAUUUACGAGCAUUGUGUUGCGUGAGUUGGCCAGACCUGCCCCUGGGCCUGUGGAGUGGUUGGAGGUAGCCAUGCCUCGCGCAGUCCAUGGGAAAUAUUGUAGAAGGAAUGGACAUGUACACACACAGCCGACUGCUACUGGCUGGUGCAUCCCUUGCCUUCAAGCAAGAAGCCGUCUCAUUUUUGUCAAAUUACUUCCUUUUUUGAUUUACAUUUUCUGCAUGUUGGAAGGUGUGUGUGUGUACGUGUGUGUGCGUAUGCCGGUGUGUGUGUGCGUAUAUAUGUGUGUGUGUGUGCGUGUGCGUGUGUGUGCGCAUGUGUGUGUGAGUGUGUGUAUAUGUGUGAGUGUGUGUGU